AUGGCGAACCAAAGCCCUGCGGCGUCUAUGAAGCGCGUAUCCAGAGCGUGUGUAUUCUGCAGAGCCCGAAAGUCAAGAUGUGACCUGGAAGCUUCCGGCGGUCAGCCACCUUGUGGUCGCUGCCAAAAAGAAAAUCGCGAAUGCGUGCUGGGCACCUCAAAUCGUGGUGGAAGCCGGAUCAGAAAGAAGACUGUUUCGCACAUCAACACCACCGGCCACCCUCCUGCUCUGACAACAGCCCAAUCAAUUACUGCAGAACCCACAUCGGCGAGCUUUCUACAGCCGUCUCCCAUUCAACACCUCUCUCAUGUCGUAGGCCCAGACAGCCCUCCAAACAUCACAUCCGCACCCAAUGCGGCAGAAGAUGACGAUUCGGCAUCGACUGCCGACAGUACCAUAGGAAAUACUAUACCAAGAAACCCAUCGGAUGCGUGGCAGCUCCUGAAAGAUGUCGCUAACAGGGAGGCGGAUCACCUGCAAGCAACUUCCGGAGCGAACAAGCAUGGAGACUCCUUACGCCCCAGCCUGCGGAACGGUGCCAGACAGGAACCACGAGGAUCAAUCAAUGGGAUUCAUGCGGGCAUCUCAACCUAUCGUCUUGUUCGCGAAGGAUACCUCACUCCGGACAUAAUCCAAAUGUUGGUCAGAAGAUACGCCGAACACUACCAUGCGUAUCUACCUCUAGUCCCUCGAAGAUACUUCGACCCGGCGCAACUGGAUGUAUUCGCAGUCAACGACAAGCACCUUCUAACAGCCGUCCUCACAAUUUCCUCCAAAGACUUGGUUGAGCAGCCCAAUGUACACGUCUGCUGUUCCAGGUACAUGCACGACCUUAUCUCGGGUGUUGCCGCUGGCCAUGACUGUGAAGUUGAGGCAGUCGAAGCUCUACUGCUUUUGGCGGAAUGGGAACCUCAAGGGUUGCGGAACCGCAUUGAGGCUGUUGGGCGGGGUGAGGAAGACAGGAGUGCAUGGAUGCACGUGGGUAUGGCACUACGCACAGGAUACUUUCUAAGCCUUGAUCGGACGGCUUUCCGUCAGGAGUCGGCCGAGGAAGCCAGGAUAGAUGGCCGAAGACGUCUCGCGUGGGCCAACUGUUAUGUCUCGGAUCGUCUCAUCUCGGUCAGAAUAGGGAAAGCAUUCUGGUCUCGUGGUCCGGGGCCCAUGACUGGACUCUCUUCUCAGGACUUCCCAUCACUGCAACCAUUCAGCCUGGGUGACGAAGAUUAUGCCAAAAUCAUGCAGGCUACCCUUGACCUCACUCAGCUCUAUUCGAACGUUCACGAUGUGCUGUACUCAGGCAUGCGCACAAGUGGUCAAAUGAUGCUAAUGGGCGACUAUGUCAAAUAUGUGGACGACUUUCGAACGGCCAUUGCACGCUGGAACACAACUUGGGGCAAGUUGGAAUGCUCACCACAUAUCAAGGUCACCUUGCAACUGUCGUACGAGUAUCUGUGUCUGUACACCAACGCGUUUGUCUUUCAAGCUGCGAUUUCUCAGGCAAUUGCAAACAAGCCGAAGACGGAUGCACAUUCUUUGAGGGACCACCUCCGCAGCGUUUUCAGCAACGUCGGAGCAAUGCCCGAUGCACGAUUUAUAUGGGCUAGUGUCGCCGCAGCGAAAGCCUAUCUGAUUCUACUCAGUACACAGGUCGAUCCAAGCAGAUAUUUGCGGUACAUGCCACUAAGGUAUUAUCUGUACGGCAUCUACUCUGCCGUGUUCCUAUACAAAGCGCGGUCCUUUGGGGUAAUGACCGACACGGAAGAGCGACAAGUUCGAAAUCUGGUGAUACAGACCAUGGAAGUUCUCAAGAGAGCUUCUGUUUCUGCCCAGGAUCCAGGCUCGCGCUACGCUCGACUACUGGAGUUGCUGUGGAUGAAAACACCAAAAGGCAAUGUUCCCACGCAACACCAAAUGCAGUCGCCUGCAGCUUCGAACACAACGUUAUCAUCCAGUGGCAGUGUCCGUGUUGAUGCACAAGGCUAUAUGCAAUACAGUCCGGCCAACGAUUUCUCUUGGCUUGAUCUUGAGGCUGUAGGUGAUUAUGUGUCUGGCGACCAAUUGAUGGGCACUGGUAAUGGGAUGAACCUCCUUGCACCUUCUGGUUAUCAGGCGGCGUCAACAUUUGUGCCACAGGCGCAAGACUGGUCGCAACCAAGCAAUGGCAUGAAUUGGCCUGUGGACUGGACAGGUAACCUGUUAUUCUAA
Exophiala viscosa is the source of this 2205-nucleotide messenger RNA. RefSeq lists its product as uncharacterized. Lineage: Eukaryota; Fungi; Ascomycota; Eurotiomycetes; Chaetothyriales; Herpotrichiellaceae. Gene Ontology annotation, biological process: DNA-templated transcription; regulation of DNA-templated transcription. The record is from RefSeq and is a predicted model, not a curated record. The transcript has 2 exons. The coding region runs from base 1 to 2205 and encodes 734 amino acids. Gene Ontology annotation, cellular component: nucleus. Gene Ontology annotation, molecular function: zinc ion binding; DNA binding; DNA-binding transcription factor activity, RNA polymerase II-specific.